ACAAAAAAUAUUCAAAAAGUUUUUUCUUUUCAGUCGCUUUGUUGGUCGGAUGCAUUUGAAUCUAGGAAUUCCCAAAAAGCCGAAUUUAAACAUUCCUUCUUUUUCCUUUCACUAAGCUCAAACCUGUAAAGCACUCAACAAUGGCGAUCAUCACUGAACACGAAGACAACCAGAUGAACCAACCAUCUUCCCCUUCCAAAUCCAAACCCAAACCUAAACCCAAAUCCAAACCAAAAUCGAAACCCAAACCUCAAUCCACACCUCAACCCAAACCCAGAACCCAAACCCAGAAUCCAUUCAUCUUCUGGUUCUACUUCACUGUAACAAUCUCUCUGAUCACUUUCCUCUUCGUUUCUCUCUCCUCUUUCACCUCCCCUGACCCGAAAGCCUGGUUUUUGAAAUUACCCACAAUUCUCAGAGAUCAUUAUUCUAAAGGCCGACCAAUCAAGGUUCAGAUUAACCCUAAUGAACCCCCAAUUGAGGUAUUUGCUUAUUCCCAAGGUCCCCGAACUUCUGAGAAUGUGUUGAUCAUUCAUGGGUUAGGGUGUAGUUCUUUCACAUUUCGGAGGGUAGUUGAUGAUUUAGGUUCUAAGGGGUUUUUUGGUGUGGCAAUCGAUCUACCGGGUUCUGGGUUUUCGGAUAAGACGGUGGAGAGGGAGAAGGAGAUUGUUGGUGGUGAUAGUGUUUUGGAGAGGUUUAUUGAGGUGUAUGAAGAGAUUAAGGAGAAGGGUCUUUUUUGGGGGUUUGAUAAUUUGAUUGAAAAGGGGCAACUCCCCUACCAAGAGGUUAAAGUUCGGGUUUCAAAGAAGAAGGUGGUUGAGCCCUUGGAUUUGGGUGCACAAGAAUUGGGUAGGGUUUUGGGACAAGUGAUUGAUUCAAUGGGGUUAGCUCCCUUACAUUUGGUUCUACAUGAUUCAGCCUUGGUAAUGGGGGCAAAUUGGGUAGCUGAAAAUGCAGGACUAUUGAGAAGUCUUACAUUGAUUGAUACUAUGCCUAGGGGAAUGGCAUUGCCCUUGUGGGCAUUGCAAGUGCCCGUAAUUCGGGAGGUGGUUUUGAGGGUUGAUUACGUGUUCGGGAGAUUGAUGGGUUCGUGUUGUUCGAAGAAUUUCCAGGGUUCGAGUGUAGAGGCUCAUAGGGUUCUUUUGAUGGGUAGGGAUGGAAGGGAGACGAUUGUGGGAGUGGGGAGGAAUUUGAAUCAGAGUUUUGAUUUGGCUGAAUGGGUUAGUAGGGAUGGUGUUAAGGGUUUGCCAAUGCAAGUGCUUUGGUCUGGCAGUUGGUCACAAGAGUGGAAUGAAGAGGGUAAACGCGUUGCUGAGGUUGUUUCUCAAGCGAAAUUUAUCAAGCAUUCUGGUGGGAGGUGGCCUCAGGAUGACACUUCAAGUGAGUUAGCUAAAAACAUCAUUAGUUUACUGAAUUCUUUGCCACCGACCAGAAGAAAAGUUGACGAUGAACCUUUGCCAGAACAUAUCCAGAAGAUGCUCGAUGAAGCCAAAAGUGGAGGUAAUGACCAUCAUCAUGAGGGGCAUACUCAUGGUCAUGGAGCUGAUGCAGAUUACAUGGAUGCCUAUGGCCUUGGUCAUGGACAUGGGCAUGGUCAUGGAUGGGGAAUGUGAUUUAAAACUCGACCCUCUUGAUUACUGGUAAGUUUGUGAUCUUGGUCAUGAGAAAAUUGUCGAAAACAACAUAAGCCUCUAACAUUUCAACCGCUGCUGAUACAACAAAGUUAUGGAUAUGGCCUGAGUUAACUGUACCAAAUUUAAGAUCUUAAAUAGUGGAGGUGGAGCAUCGACAUGCUCGAUAGAGGGUUUCUUUUUUCCGAAUCCUCAUAUCAGGUUAUUUUGAUUAUUUUGUUUUAAUCUUAAGGUUCAUUUUUUAAUUUUUGUUUCUGAUUUGUUAAUUUACUCGGUUUUCCGGGUUGUUAGGGUUUAUAAGAUUUACCCUGCUCCCGACUGAUGCAAGGAUGGUAGAUUUUGGUCGUUUUAAGUUGUGGAACAGUUGGGUUGUAUAAUGAGCUUGUAUCUUCAUAUGCAGUGAAUGUAAUAGUGUGUCCUGGUUUUGUUUA
Molecule: messenger RNA, 2062 nt
Organism: Spinacia oleracea (spinach)
Lineage: Eukaryota; Viridiplantae; Streptophyta; Magnoliopsida; Caryophyllales; Amaranthaceae
Product: protein AUXIN RESPONSE 4
Exons: 2
Coding region: 141-1613 (490 amino acids)
Source: RefSeq, a predicted model, not a curated record